Messenger RNA from Ostreobium quekettii, 754 nucleotides. The record is from the annotation of a GenBank genome assembly. NCBI's taxonomy places the organism in Eukaryota, Viridiplantae, Chlorophyta, Ulvophyceae, Bryopsidales, Ostreobiaceae.
AUGGCCCUGUGCGGGCAAACGCACCAACUCGUACGACAGGUGUGCGCGCUGGCCGCACGCCAGCUGCUGAUCUCAUGGGCGGGAAAGCCGGGCGCGGCGAUCGGCCGGGGCGGGGCGGCGCUCGCGAGGGGCGAGGGACAGCGCAGGGGAAUGAGCUUCUUUAGCCGUUCUGUGCCGCGGGGCCACAAGGAGCAGGCUGACUUCCUGCGGGAAUUGAAUCUGAGAGGCAAGGCUGAGGAAGUUGUGUCACACUUCGAGAGCGGGAACGUUGCCACCUCUGAGGGGACGCUUGCAGAGUAUGUCAAGGCGCUGGUCAAGAUGGAGGCACUGGACGGGUCUGCUCUGCUGCGAACAUUGGAGCGAGGAGCCAAUGGCAUUCGAUCGAGGAUGGCCACUUCGGCUGGUAGCUACGCAUCGCGAAACGGGGCACCUCGGUACCCGUUCAGUGCAAGGCCAGUUGCGCAGCCCGCAGCAAGGUCUGCAGCAGAGGCGGCCCCACGGCAAUCAGAGGCAGCAGAGCUGCUUACAAAUGCUGCUGCUUUUGGAACACAGAAGAAUCCCAUACAUGUUCUUCAGGCAGAGCCAAGCUUCAAGAGCCAGUUGUGGCGGACUGUGAGGACACUUCUCCUGACUUUCUUGUUGCUAUCUGGCCUUGGGGCGCUCAUUGAAGACAAGGCAAUGCCCAGGGGUGUACUUAACAAUCCAGACCUCAAACCAUUGUUGAACUCCCCAACACGCUUCGAUGACGUCAAGG